Oryza brachyantha (malo sina) is the source of this 1196-nucleotide messenger RNA. RefSeq names its product transcription repressor OFP12-like. Bases 78 to 824 code for a protein of 248 amino acids. The record is from RefSeq and is a predicted model, not a curated record. NCBI's taxonomy places the organism in Eukaryota, Viridiplantae, Streptophyta, Magnoliopsida, Poales, Poaceae. The transcript has a single exon. Gene Ontology annotation, biological process: negative regulation of DNA-templated transcription.
GCCUGCACCAUCGCCAUUGCUUCUCUUCGAGCUCGUGUCUCGCUCGCUCGCUCGCGGUCUAAUUACAGGAGGCGGGGAUGCCAAGGAACGCGGCAAUGGCCGGGUGCUUCCCGGCCGCCGGGAGGCGGCGGGCGUUAACGCUGCCGGCGGCGUCGACGGGGGUGGGGGCGUAUGAGGAGGGGUCGACGUCGGCGGCGUCGACGUCCGUGGGGACGGGAUCGCCGCCGUCGUCGUCGUCGGCGUCGACCUCGUCGCCGGCUUUCCUGGACGAUCUUGAUCCGCCUCUGUACCUCGACGACGGCGAGGCGGAGGCGGAUGCCGGUGGGCUGUCCACGGCCAUCGCCUCGCGCCGGCUGUUCUUUGAGUCCCCCGGCCGGUCUAACUCCAUCGUGGAUUCCGCCGAGCACCCCGUCGUCGUCCCGCGCGGCAACGGCGGCGCCAGCUCGUCGUCGUCGGGGCGUCCUGCGGCCGGGAGGCAGGCAGGCGCGGCUGCGGCAGCCAAGGGCGCGCACGUGCGCGUGUGCGGGGACGAGCCGGCGCGGCCGGUCCCGGUGUCGACGGCCGCCCCGCGCGAGGAGUUCCUCAAGUCGAUGGUGGAGAUGGUGGACGCCAUGGGCCUCGACGCCGCCCGCCGCGGCGGCGACCGCGCCCGCCUCCACGAGCUGCUCCUCUCCUACAUCGCGCUCAACGACCGCGACGCGCUCCCGGACAUCCUCGGCGCCUUCACCGACCUCCUCUUCGCCCUCAACGCCACCGGCCCGGCCGCCCCGGCCACCGACACCAUCGUGCCAGAAGCCGGCGGCGCGAAGGAGAGGGAGGCGUAGCCGUCGAUCGAACGCCGGCGGCCGCCGUCGUGAGCGCGCGCGAAACGAGUUUCUAGAAGGAUUAGAGAAGGAUCAAGGGCGUUAAGUCUCAAGUGUAACCAACAGUUGUUCUUUGUGUCGCUCUUGUGCCGUCUUUUUGUUUUUUUUCCUUUUUUUAAUAACUUUGUUUUUUUUAAAUUAAAAAAUAUAUUUGUGUGCAUAGAUUAAUUAGCUUGGUGAUAUAGGAUGUCUUCACUGUAAUAUACGCAUGAUAGUUUACUUAGGGUAUCAUUAAUGAUUGAAGAGUUUUUUUUAAUUUGAUCACAAGAGUUUGAUGAGCAGGAGUGCUAAUACAGUGUAUAUGAUGGUGGGUUAUAUCUGAUCAUUAACUUU